Ananas comosus (pineapple) is the source of this 914-nucleotide messenger RNA. RefSeq lists its product as uncharacterized. Bases 84 to 629 code for a protein of 181 amino acids. The record is from RefSeq and is a predicted model, not a curated record. The transcript is spliced from 4 exons. Lineage: Eukaryota; Viridiplantae; Streptophyta; Magnoliopsida; Poales; Bromeliaceae. Gene Ontology annotation, cellular component: chloroplast.
UGUUCCAUGCACCGUUCUACAUUUUCCACCAAUCACCUGUGGGAUUGAGUAGGAUAGCGAGGAGCUUCGACUCGAGGGCGACAAUGGCGACGCUAUCGUCUCCCCCGUGCUCUCUCCACCCUACUCUCCGUAGAGCUCUCUCCCCACCUCCCCUCUCCCUCGCUCUCCUCCCCUUCCUUCGCCUCCCACGGAGAGGAGCCCUCUCCUCUUCUCCGCCGAGGGCGCGGAGGCCGUUGUUAGGUUCUAGAAGGGUCGCGACGAGGGCCGUGGCGGAGGAGGAGGCUGCGGCGGCGGCGGAGGUGGCGGAGGAAGAGGGGGCAAGCUCCUCGGCGGAUCAGGGUGUCUCCGUCCCCGUAUCCCCCUCCGACAUGCUCACCAUGUUCUUCAAGGCCGAAGGAACAUUGGAUGAAUCGUCGAUCCCUGCGGUAACCAAGGCUCUUGAGGUAAUUGAGGGUAUUAGCGAUUUGUCGGUGCAGGUCGCUGAGGGCAUUGCAAGUGUCGAGUUAACAAAACAAACCACUGUCCAAGCUACAGGGGUGGCUUCUAAUUUGGUCGAGAUUAUACAAGGAUCCGGCUUCAGGUUGCAGACAUUGAGUUUGAGUUUCAAGGAUGAAGAAGAUGCCAUGUAGUCUUUGCCGAAAUCCUCUCUCCUAUUUCUUUCGGAUUUUUUUUUUUUAGUUCUCAAUAUGGCCUAGUGUUAUAAAUUUUAAUUGUCCUUCUUGUUUCUCCAGCUAUUGAGUAAAACAGAUGCACCAUGCAAUUUUCUUUUUUAAGAAGUGUGCAAUUUAUUUGUAUUUCUGAUGUCGGCUUCGCUCGCAAAGACAUUGUGGAGUAAAUUCACAAAUGUAGAGAAACUAUAAAUUAUUCUUCUGUAUUUUACGUGACGGAGAUGUUUUAUGCGAUGUUGUUGUUUU